This is a messenger RNA of Tripterygium wilfordii, 2172 nucleotides long. Its product is annotated as beta-galactosidase 16-like. NCBI's taxonomy places the organism in Eukaryota, Viridiplantae, Streptophyta, Magnoliopsida, Celastrales, Celastraceae. Gene Ontology annotation, molecular function: beta-galactosidase activity. Gene Ontology annotation, cellular component: cell wall; vacuole. The record is from RefSeq and is a predicted model, not a curated record. The transcript is spliced from 17 exons. Bases 1 to 1926 code for a protein of 641 amino acids. Gene Ontology annotation, biological process: carbohydrate metabolic process.
AUGUGGCCAUCUUUAAUAGCUAAAGCGAAGGAAGGAGGAAUAGACGUGAUACAGACCUAUGUAUUUUGGAACCUUCAUGAGCCCAUUCAGGGGCAGUAUGACUUCAGUGGAGGGAAGGAUUUGGUAGGAUUCAUAAAGGAAAUUCAAGCACAAGGCCUUUAUGUGUGCCUUAGAAUUGGACCUUUCAUUGAGAGCGAAUGGACCUACGGUGGUCUCCCUUUUUGGCUGCAUGACGUCCCUGGAAUCAUCUUUCGAUCUGAUAAUGAACCCUUCAAAUAUCACAUGCAGAGGUUUGUAACACACAUAGUCAACUUCAUGAAAUCUCAGAAAUUAUUUGCUUCACAAGGAGGGCCUAUCAUACUAUCACAGAUUGAGAAUGAGUACCAAAAUGUAGAAGCCGCUUUUCACGAGAAGGGCCCACCUUACAUUCGCUGGGCUGCAGCCAUGGCCGUAGGGCUUCAAACUGGUGUGCCCUGGGUGAUGUGCAAGCAAGACGAUGCUCCUGACCCUGUGAUCAAUGCAUGCAAUGGACUUCGAUGUGGAGAAACAUUUGCAGGACCGAACUCACCAAAUAAGCCAGCAAUUUGGACAGAGAACUGGGUUAGCCAGUAUCAAGUAUAUGGUGGAGACCCAACCUUGAGAUCAGCUGAAGACAUUGCAUUUCAUGUUGCGUUGUUCAUUGCGAAAAAAGGAAGCUAUGUCAAUUACUAUAUGUAUCACGGAGGAACUAAUUUUGGAAGAACAGCCUCUGCAUUUGUAACAACAAGUUACUAUGAUCAAGCCCCUCUUGAUGAGUAUGGUUUAAUUAGACAACCAAAAUGGGGUCACCUUAAGGAACUACAUGCUGCAAUAAAGUCAUGUUCGAAGCCUUUAAUUACUGGAGCAUAUAAUAAUUACUCCAUUGGGCAAGAACAAGAGGCUCAUGUCUAUAAAGUUAAUUCAAGAGAAUGCACUGCUUUUCUAGUAAACAAGGAUGAGAUACUAGAUAGGACUGCAUCUUUUCAGAAUUCGACAUUCAAUCUGCCUAGAAAGUCAAUAAGCAUCCUACCAGACUGCAAAGCUAUAGUUUUCAACACUGCAAAGGUGAGCAUGGGAUACAACAAGAGAUCAAUGAUGACCAGUCAAGCAUUUAGCUCAAGCGGAAAAUGGGAAGAGUACAAAGAAACUAUCCCUACCUUUGAAGACACAUUGUUUAGAGCAAACUCACUGCUAGAGCACAUGAGUACAACGAAAGAUGCAUCUGAUUACCUUUGGUACACAUUCAGGUUUCAACGGGAUUUAGCUGAUGCCAUGUCUGUGCUUAAUGUGAGCUCUCAAGGGCAUGUUUUGCAUGCAUUCAUCAAUGGAGCAUUCAUUGGAUCUGCUCAUGGAAGUCACGACGAUCCACGUUUCACCCUGCAGAAAAAUGUGCAUUUAAAUAAAGGGACAAACAAUGUUGCCUUACUCAGCGUAACAGUUGGAUUACCAGAUUCAGGAGCAUAUCUUGAGCGUAGAGUUGCUGGAUUACGUAAAGUGAAGGUUCAAAACCAUGACUUCACCAACUAUUCAUGGGGAUACCAGGUUGGGUUGUUGGGAGAAAAGUUACAAAUUUACACAGAUCAAGGAUCAGACAAGGUCAAAUGGAGUCCGUACCAAAGCUCUAGUUAUCGACAGCUCACAUGGUAUAAGACUAUAUUUGACAUUCCUGUUGGAAAUACUCCGGUCGCAUUGAACCUUGGUUCCAUGGGAAAGGGUGAAGCAUGGGUUAAUGGCAAUAGCAUUGGAAGAUAUUGGGUCUCGUUCCGAACUUCCACAGGAAAUCCUGCACAAAAAUGGUAUCACAUACCUCGGUCGUUCCUCAAACCAGCAAACAACGUAUUAAUUCUAUUGGAAGAAGAGGAAGGGGAGCCCCUGGGGAUUACCAUUGACACUGUUUCAAUUACAUAAGUAGAUGGUAUAAGAUUAACCUUGGCAGAAGCCCAACAGUUCAAGUCUUGCGAUUGGAAGUUGAGAUUUCGAUCUUCUGGCGUGGUUCACCGACUGUUUUGUUGGAUUGUUUGGGGGAAGUGAUCUGCUGGAUUUCAUGGAAGACCACCGAUGGCUGUGACGACUCCUCACUUUCAUUAAUGAGGAGAAUAAAAAAAAAUGUAUUGAAAGUUGAAAAAAUAAAUUAUUUUAAGUUUAAAGAGAUAA